Lathyrus sativus (Indian pea) is the source of this 201-nucleotide messenger RNA. The record is from the annotation of a GenBank genome assembly. Lineage: Eukaryota; Viridiplantae; Streptophyta; Magnoliopsida; Fabales; Fabaceae.
AUGCCUUUUUUGUGUAAUGGAGUAAUCAUUCUCUUUGAGAAGUUAGUCUAUGGCCUUGUAAGGAUUAGAGCGUCUUCGGGGAUUAGAAGAGCUCAAGGAUUAGGCCUCUGUCGCGCAGCUUGUCCACAGAAGUCUCAGUUCAACAUCUUAAUGAACCAGGCCGUUAAGGAUGUUGAGGGGACCCGUGAAGGUUAUAUUUGA